Molecule: messenger RNA, 1042 nt
Organism: Manduca sexta (tobacco hornworm)
Lineage: Eukaryota; Metazoa; Arthropoda; Insecta; Lepidoptera; Sphingidae
Product: trypsin, alkaline C-like
Exons: 4
Coding region: 115-903 (262 amino acids)
Biological process (GO): proteolysis
Molecular function (GO): serine-type endopeptidase activity
Source: RefSeq, a predicted model, not a curated record
CAUAAACAUUAUCAAAUUAUUAUACGAUUAGUAAUAUAAAAGUUUACGAUGGAUUACUGAAAGGAAACCUAUAAAAGAUGUUAGGGAUUACGAAUUAUUUAGUUGACGUUUAAAAUGGUGAAACUACUGGUGCUAGUUGUCGCCUUGGCCGCAGGAUCCGCCUUUUCGGCGUCGGCUCCAGGGCGCAUAGUCGGUGGUGAGUUGACCACCAUCGACAAGUACCCUUCCAUAGUCCAGGUGGAUUACUUUGGGCCAAACUCUGGUACUUGGUCGCAAUCCUGUGGUGCCAACAUCCUCAAUGCUUACUACGUGCUAUCUGCUGCCCACUGCUUUGCUGGAAGGACCUACGACCCCAGCCUUAGACGCAUCAGAGCCGGCACGUCCUACCGUAACACUGGAGGAAUCAUCUCCUACGUCUUGAGGGAGCACAACCACCCUACUUACGGCAAGAGAGGGUUCGACGGAGAUAUCACCGUAGUACGCCUGAUCAAUGCUCUGGUCUAUAGCCCAGUAGUCCAGCGAGGCACUAUCAUCUACCAGGAUGGAGUUAUCCCGGAUUAUAUGCCUGUGGUUCAUGCUGGAUGGGGCCGGACUACGCAAGGAGGCCUCUUAUCACCCCAGCUCAGAGACGUCGUGAUCUACGUGAUCAACCGGGAACUUUGCGCUGAGAGGUACCUCACUCUCAACCCUCCAGGCAUUGUCACGGAGAACAUGAUUUGCGCUGGUCUCCUCGACAUCGGAGGUCGCGACGCCUGUCAGGGCGACUCCGGCGGACCCCUGUACUACGGAAACAUCAUCGUCGGCAUCGUUUCCUGGGGUCAUGGAUGUGCUAACGAGACCUUCCCUGGACUCAGUACCGCAGUCGCCCCUUACAGUGACUGGAUUGUUGCUACCGCCGUUUAGUUUGGACAAUCUAGUUUGUUAUGAUGUUGUGGAUGUUUACAGGCCUUGAUAACUUUCCACCAAGCGACAUGAUUGCUCGUUUGUUCAGUCAAUUAUAAAGAAUAAUCCUCUUAAGUAACAAAUAUUGUUAAUAAGUAUU